GCUCGUUUGGCAAUUGGUUUGUUGGCGUAGAAGUGACCAUGGAAGGGUUCGCCACUCUCACCGCCGUCCUCCGGAAGGCCGCUGCCGACUUCCCCUCCCGCCGGGCCGUCUUUGUACCCGGCCGGCUCGAGCUCUCGCACGACCGCCUCCACCAACUCGUCGACGCCACCGCCGCCCGGUUCGCCGCAUCCGGCGUCCGUGCCGGCGAUGUCGUAGCGCUCGCUUUUCCUAACACCGUUGAGCUCGUGAUCGUCUUCCUCGCCGUCAUUCGGGCCCGCGGCGUGGCCAUCCCGCUCAAUUCCGCUUAUACGCAAGAGGAGUUCGUGUUUUACCUGUCCGACUCGGAGGCGAAGCUGCUGGUGACGAGCGCGGAGGGCAACGCGGCCGCGGAAGCGGCAGCGGAGCAACUCGGGAUCCCCCGCGCCGCCGCGUCGCUCUCAGACGCGUCGGGAGCGCUGGAGCUCACCCUCCCUGGCGGGGAGGAGGAUGGUGCCGCCCUGCUCGCCGGCCGCAUCAAUGAUCCUUCGGACGUCGCGCUAUUUCUCCAUACCUCCGGGACGACGAGUCGCCCCAAGGGAGUGCCUCUUACGCAGCUCAACCUGGCGGCGUCGGUCAAGAACAUCAAAUCCGUGUAUCGGCUCACCGAGGCGGAUUCCACGGUGAUCGUACUUCCCCUGUUCCACGUCCACGGUCUGAUGGCGGCGCUUCUCUCCUCCCUCUCCGCCGCCGCCUCCGUGACCCUCCCAGCGGCUGGUCGCUUCUCGGCCUCCACAUUUUGGGCCGACAUGGUCGCCUCCGGCGCCACUUGGUACACCGCGGUUCCCACCAUCCACCAGAUCCUGCUCGAUCGCCACUCCGCCCGGCCCGAGCCAACUUACCCUAAGCUCCGCUUCAUCCGGAGCUGCAGCGCGUCGCUGGCGCCGGCGAUCCUCGAGCAUUUGGAGGCCGCUUUCGGCGCUCCCGUCCUGGAGGCGUACGCGAUGACCGAGGCUUCGCACCAGAUGGCAUCGAAUCCGCUCCCGGAGGACGGGCCGCGGACGCCCGGCGCCGUGGGCCCCCCUGCAGGUCUGGAGAUGGCGAUCCUCGACGAGGAAGGCUCCCGCCGGCCGGCGGGCGAGCCCGGCGAAGUCUGCAUCCGUGGGCUCAACGUGACCAAGGGCUAUAAAAACAACCCCGAGGCCAACAAGGCGGCCUUCGCCUUCGGGUGGUUCCACACUGGAGACGUCGGCUUCCUCGACACCGAUGGCUACCUCCACCUCGUCGGCCGCAUCAAGGAGCUCAUCAACCGCGGAGGCGAGAAGAUCUCCCCGAUCGAGGUAGACGCGGUGCUGCUGGAGCACCCGAACAUCGCGCAGGCGGUGGCGUUCGGCGUGCCAGACGACAAGUACGGCGAAGAGAUAAAUUGCGCAGUGAUCCCGAGGGACGGGGCGGAGGUCGAUGAGUCAGAGGUGGUGAGGCAUUGCCGAAAGAACCUGGCGGCGUUCAAGGUGCCGAAGAGGGUGUUCAUCACGGACUCGCUGCCGAAGACGGCGACGGGGAAGAUCCAACGGCGGGUAGUGGCGGAGUUCUUCGUGCAGCCCGCGAAGGCGGCCAGGGCCGGCGCUUAAGACAAAAAUAAAACAAAAAUGCCAUGAUCUAUUUUCAUUUAGCAUCAACAAAAUCUCUAAGCUUUUCUCCCGAAUUUUUCUUUCCAUAAUCCCUCUUGUAUCGGUUGAUGAUCAUGAUCUCGAACUACAGGCACGAAACGCUGUUUACUUGGCAGGAUAAA
Zingiber officinale is the source of this 1768-nucleotide messenger RNA. Its product is annotated as probable CoA ligase CCL9. Gene Ontology annotation, molecular function: medium-chain fatty acid-CoA ligase activity. The coding region runs from base 39 to 1607 and encodes 522 amino acids. NCBI's taxonomy places the organism in Eukaryota, Viridiplantae, Streptophyta, Magnoliopsida, Zingiberales, Zingiberaceae. Gene Ontology annotation, biological process: fatty acid metabolic process. The record is from RefSeq and is a predicted model, not a curated record. The transcript has 4 exons.